AUGCACUCCAAUAUGCUCGGUGCUUCUAAGCUCGCGCUUCUUGCCCUCUUUGCAAUGCAAUUCAGCACCAUCUCUCUGGCUCAUCCAGCCUUGGAGCAGCGCGCCGCUCCCAUUGUCAUGGGACUCGCGAAGACCUUCGGUGCCAUCGCUGCAACGACACUUACUUCCACUGGUGCAACAGUGAUCACCGGAGACUGCGGAACCUGUCCUGGGACUGCCAUCACUGGAUUCGGUCCAGGAAUGGGAGUCUGCACGGGCAGCAACAACGCUGGCAACACCGCUGCCUGCAACGCUGAAGCAGCCUGCCUCACGGCUUACAACAACGCCGCAGCCCUCGUUCCCACCCAUACUCUUGCCACAGACCUCGCAGGCCAAACCCUCGUCCCUGGUGUCUACAAAUUCACAACCCUUAAUGCGAUCCUCUCCGCCACACUCAGUCUGGAUGGAACCUCGAACCCGAAAGGUCAAUUCAUAUUCCAGAUCCAGACCACAUUCGGCACUUCAGCUACCACAUCGAAGGUAGUGUUGAUCGGUGGAGCCCAGGCUUGCAACGUCUACUUCAUUGUUGGUUCUUCAGCCACCAUUGGCGCUGGGGACCUUCUGUGCCCUCAAUGGGGCCAUCACGUUGAUUGA
Molecule: messenger RNA, 633 nt
Organism: Hyaloscypha bicolor E
Lineage: Eukaryota; Fungi; Ascomycota; Leotiomycetes; Helotiales; Hyaloscyphaceae
Exons: 3
Coding region: 1-633 (210 amino acids)
Source: RefSeq, a predicted model, not a curated record